CGCAGACAUGCAAUCUACCUUGCUCGUACUCUCAAUCUCGCUAAUUCUAUCUCUCACAUGCUAUGUUCCGGUCAUUAGCUCGCAUGCUAUCGACGAGAUUCUCGCCAAUCGGAUCGCCGAUACUUACACCGAGUUUGCGCUAUUCAUGACCAUGGACCGAGCGGUGAGAUUAUGCCUUGCCGACGGUCAGUGGUCGCAGCCAGUCACUCUCUUCAGCAAGCGCAUCCAGCGCGGUACUCUCGUUCAGACCUGGGAUGUUCUCAGCAUCUUUCAUCGAGAGGCAGAAUACACAUUCAGCUUCGCUGUCGUGCAAGGCCUUUCGACCUUUGUCAUCAAAUUGCAGACCGCCGAUCCCUUCAAGAUUUUGAUCGAUUGUGAGGAUCGCCUCAGCCUUGACGGUCACACGGGCAAUGAGCGCAAAGCGCUGUACGAGUUUCAACAGUGCUGCGCUGUACUCUACGAAGAUAGUCUGUCGGUUCGUAUCGUCAGCAACACUAUAGGCAAGUCGUCUCUUCCAGUUGGCACCGAGAGCCCGCUUUACUCGCCUUCGUAG
Molecule: messenger RNA, 553 nt
Organism: Mixia osmundae IAM 14324
Lineage: Eukaryota; Fungi; Basidiomycota; Mixiomycetes; Mixiales; Mixiaceae
Exons: 3
Coding region: 8-553 (181 amino acids)
Source: RefSeq, a predicted model, not a curated record